AUGGGAAACCAUGUUGGAAGUUUGAAAAAGGAGGAGGUGGAGCAGUUGGUAUCCUCAUCACAUUUUGAUUCACGUGAACUAAAGUCAUUGUUCAGAGACUUCAAGAAGGAUUUACCAUCGGGUAGCGCAGUGGUCAGUAGAGCAGAGUUCAAAGAGAUAAUGACACAGAUGGGUAUAGCAGACACAUUCCUACAUGAUCUAUUAUUCAAUGUGUUCGAUCGUAACAAGGAUAAUACGAUUAACUUUCAAGAGUUUGUAUGUGGACUGUCUGUAGUGAUCAGAGGUACGCCAGAGGAGAAGAUAGAUUUUGCCUUCUCAUUGUAUGAUAUGGAUAGUGAUGGAUACAUCACAAGGAAGGAUAUGGAGUUGAUGUUGGAGAGCAUGUAUAGAUUGGUUGGCUCAUAUGUCACGUGUGGCGGCAAACGCUUCGAUCAGCAACAGGACUUUAUCGAUGAUUUCUUUGACAAGAUGGAUGAGAAUGGCGACGGACUGAUAUCCAAAGAGGCCUACAAGCGUGGUGCCCUGAAGAAUGCCGAUAUACUUCAAGGUCUGCGUAUUGUCAAUCAGUAG
Messenger RNA from Acytostelium subglobosum LB1, 570 nucleotides. RefSeq lists its product as hypothetical. Gene Ontology annotation, molecular function: calcium ion binding. Bases 1 to 570 code for a protein of 189 amino acids. The transcript is spliced from 4 exons. The record is from RefSeq and is a predicted model, not a curated record. Lineage: Eukaryota; Evosea; Eumycetozoa; Acytosteliales; Acytosteliaceae.